AAAAAAAAGAGGGUUGUAACUAGUAAGUAUAUGUGUAGGCUUUUUAUGUAUAAAAAGAUUUUUUUUGAAAUACAAGUAUGAUAUGCUAUGCAUCCAUUUUGCUGUGUUCCAACAAUCAACUACAAUCGCGAAUCCUCACCGUUACCAAUGCCUCCGCCUCCGCCUCCCGUGGCGGCGUCCACGGAAUUUACUAGAUCGGCUGAUUCACUGAACCGGUCUGCUAGUGGAAAUUACAAUCAUAAUUGGACUUCCAGUAACAACUCCAACCAUCAUCAUCGUCAUCAGAGUUUGACCGAGUCAUCAUCGUCAACGCCGGCGGUUUUUACUUCUCUAUCACGGCCACCGUCGAUGAGGGAGGCGAUUCAGUUGACUUCCGCCGGCGAUCAAGUGAAGAUCAACGACAUAGUUGGGAAUGGUAUAUCGGGAAUUCUACACAAGUGGGUGAACUAUGGGAAAGGAUGGAGACCUAGGUGGUUUGUGUUGCAGGAUGGAGUGUUAUCGUAUUAUAAGAUCCAUGGACCGGAUAGAAUUGUUGUGAAUUCGGAAACAGAGAAAGGAUCCAAAGUUAUUGGUGAAGUGUCGCUUAGGAGAAUCUCUAGGAACAAGACGAAUGCUACUUCGAAUACUUCUCAGCCUCGACGUAAGCCCGUUGGUGAAGUUCAUCUCAAGGUCUCAUCCAUCCGUGAGAGUAGAUCAGAUGACAGGAGGUUUUCUAUUUUCACUGGAACAAAGAGGCUGCACCUGAGGGCUGAGACUAGAGACGACAGAACAGCAUGGAUGGAAGCAUUGCAAGCUGUGAAGGAUAUGUUUCCUAGAAUGUCCAACAGUGAAUUAAUGGCUCCCGUGGACAAUGUAGCUGUCUCAACAGAUAAGUUGAGGCAACAGUUGCUGAAGGAGGGUGUGAGUGAGGCUGCUGUUCAGGACAGCGAGCAGAUUAUGAGGAAUGAGUUUGCGUCUUUGCAGAAUCAACUGAUGCUACUCAAGCAGAAGCAUCGGAUGCUCAUGGACACCUUGAGACAGUUAGAGACAGAAAAAGUUGAUUUAGAGAAUACUGUGGUUGAUGAGAGUCAAAGGCAGUGUAAAGAGGUCGGACCAUCUGCUAGAGUAAGGCAGGAUAAAUACAGUGAAGCAAGUGCAAGUGAAUCGGAGGAUGACAAUGAAAGAGUCGAUGCUGCUGAGGAAGAUACUGAUGAUGAAGAGAAUACUUUCUUUGACACUAGGGAUUUUCUUUCUUCAAGUUCUUUUAAAAGCACUGGUUCUGAUUUUCGAUCAUCGUCUUUCUCCUCGGAUGAUGAUGAUUUGUAUGCAUAUGCAUCUGAUGAAAGUGUUGACCCUAUUAUUAGAUCUGCUGGAACCAAGUUUCCUUAUGUCAAGCGUCGUAAGAAAUUGCCUAAUCCCAUUGAAAAAGAGAAAGGAGUCAGUUUAUGGUCGAUGAUUAAAGACAAUAUUGGGAAGGAUCUCACAAAAGUGUGCCUCCCUGUCUACUUCAAUGAACCCCUUUCUUCUUUGCAAAAGUCGUUUGAGGACUUGGAGUACUCAUACCUUCUUGAUCGGGCUUCUGAAUGGGGAAGAAGGGGUGACAGCCUUAUGAGGAUUCUCAAUGUAGCAGCAUUUGCCGUAUCUGCAUAUGCUUCUACCGAAGGAAGGAUUUGCAAACCGUUCAAUCCGCUGUUAGGGGAGACUUAUGAGGCUGAGUAUCCAGAUAAAGGCCUCCGGUUUUUCUCAGAAAAGGUAAGUCAUCAUCCCAUGAUAAUAGCAUGCCAUUGUGAGGGUACAGGAUGGAAAUUCUGGGGAGAUAGUAAUUUAAAAAGCAAAUUUUGGGGUCGCUCAAUCCAGCUGGAUCCCGUUGGUAUAUUGACUCUUGAAUUUGAUGAUGGAGAAAUCUUUCAAUGGAGCAAGGUAACUACAUCCAUAUACAAUCUGAUUUUGGGUAAACUGUACUGCGAUCACUAUGGUACAAUGCGCAUACUAGGAAAUCAUAAUUACUCUUGCAAGCUGAAGUUCAAGGAGCAAUCAAUCAUAGAUCGGAAUCCACAUCAGGUACAGGGAAUAGUACAAGACAGGAGUGGGAAGACAGUAGCUACAUUAUUUGGGAAGUGGGAUGAGAGUAUGCAUUAUGUGAAUGGAGAUUUCUCCACAGGAAAAGGAUUUGAUUAUCUCUCUGAGGCUCAUCUGCUAUGGAAGCGGAGCAAACCUCCCAAAGAUCCUACUAGAUAUAAUCUGACACGCUUUGCAAUUACAAUGAAUGAGCUUAUCCCUGGAGUGAAGGACAAGCUGCCACCAACAGAUUCUAGACUUAGACCUGAUCAAAGGUGCUUGGAGAAUGGCGAAUAUGACAGGGCCAACUCAGAAAAGCUACGUCUUGAAGAACGGCAGAGACAGGCUCGGAAAAUGCAGGAAAGGGGUUGGAAGCCACAGUGGUUUGCAAAAGACAAAGGGAGUGAUGGUUACCACUACAUUGGCGGUUAUUGGGAGGCAAGGGAAAAGGGCAAGUGGGAGGCAUGUCCUGAUAUUUUUGGUCAUAUCCCUUCUGAUCAGAUGUAAUGACCGAGUGAGCUCUAGCCAUUUCGGGCUUAUUAUUUCAUUUUCUUCCAAAUAUUUUACAUCUCAUUAUACAGCAGGGGAGAGGUUUACUGGUGCUGCAAAUUGUCUUUGAAAUAUGUAAAGUACUUUUAAUGCCUCCAAGUAAUAAAGAUUUCAUUCUUUGUUG
Messenger RNA from Capsicum annuum, 2710 nucleotides. Its product is annotated as oxysterol-binding protein-related protein 1C. The transcript has 10 exons. NCBI's taxonomy places the organism in Eukaryota, Viridiplantae, Streptophyta, Magnoliopsida, Solanales, Solanaceae. Gene Ontology annotation, molecular function: sterol binding. Gene Ontology annotation, cellular component: cytosol; membrane; intracellular membrane-bounded organelle. Bases 88 to 2544 code for a protein of 818 amino acids. The record is from RefSeq and is a predicted model, not a curated record.